Molecule: messenger RNA, 1133 nt
Organism: Nestor notabilis (Kea)
Lineage: Eukaryota; Metazoa; Chordata; Aves; Psittaciformes; Psittacidae
Gene: CHMP5
Product: charged multivesicular body protein 5
Exons: 7
Coding region: 73-588 (171 amino acids)
Biological process (GO): late endosome to vacuole transport via multivesicular body sorting pathway; vesicle budding from membrane
Cellular component (GO): multivesicular body
Source: RefSeq, a predicted model, not a curated record
GAUAGCAGAGCUGAGUCAAUUGACAAGAAAAUUGCUAGGCUUGAUGCAGAACUCGUGAAGUACAAGGAUCAAAUGAAGAAGAUGAGAGAGGGGCCUGCAAAGAACACAGUAAAGCAGAAAGCAUUGAGAGUGUUAAAGCAGAAGCGAAUGUAUGAACAACAGAGGGAUAAUCUAUCACAGCAGUCUUUUAAUAUGGAACAAGCUAAUUACACUAUUCAGGCACUGAAGGACACAAAGACAACGGUUGAUGCAAUGAAACUGGGGGUGAAAGAAAUGAAGAAAGCUUACAAGCAAGUCAAAAUUGAUCAAAUAGAGGACAUUCAAGAUCAGUUGGAAGACAUGAUGGAAGAAGCCAAUGAAGUCCAGGAGGCACUGAGUCGUAGCUAUGGAACACCAGAGAUUGAUGAAGAUGACUUGGAAGCAGAACUGGAUGCACUGGGUGAUGAGCUUCUAGCUGAUGAAGACAAUUCCUACUUGGAUGAAGCCGCGUCUGCUCCAGCCAUCCCAGACGUCACUCCUACUGACACGAAAAACAAAGAUGGCGUACUGGUGGAUGAAUUUGGGUUGCCGAAGAUCCCUGCGACAUAAAUGUUUCAAGAGCACAAUGGAUAUAACGAACUAUACAAAUCAAAUUAAGAAUUUUUUCUUUUUAAAUCCUGGAGAACUUGUCCUUCCAGUGUAACCUUAAUAUCACUACAUCCUAGAACGCAAUAUGAAUGGCCGGUGGUGUUCUUUCUUUGAAGAAAGUUGUUCUUCUACUGAUUUUUCUGUUAAUGGAAAAUUCAGCACAGUUCCCUUCGGUGGAAGCAGUCAGUCUGAUAGGUUUUGAUUUCCGUGUCUUAUGGACAGAGUAAUAUGUGAAGAGUAGUGGUGGCUGUCGAUAGCUGAGGUUUAUUUUCACUUUCUAUUAUGUUUUUCUCUUUCUGGAAACCAAGAUUGUACGUUGCUGCUUACUCUCUGUAAAAUAGCUCCCUUAUUACUAUGCUUAUUUGAUAAAAGAAUUGAAAACAAUUUUUAAACUACUGGUCUUGACACUUUUAUGCUGUCCUACUUGUACCCUUCCUUUGGAUGCUGUAACCAAUCGGGUUCUCAUUAACUUUAUGUAUUCUAUGGAGACAUAAAAUCCUAUAGAU